AUGGCGUCCACUUCGUUCACCAACAACGGAGGCUCCUCCUCAACCUCAGUUAUCGAGCUUGAGCCCGUCCGUUUGGCACCCUCUACCAAAUCAGCUACCAUCCCAUUUGACACACCCGCCGAUCCCACGACACAGGAUCAUGGCCGUACUGUUGGCGAGGACGAUGACCUCCCGCCCCCGAGCACGGCGAGCAGUGUGAAGCAGCGAUGGAAUUAUCCCCGGAGUAACGUUCCCAAGGUGGCGGCAUGUUUCUGGAGCUUUGUCGUGAUGGGUGCAAAUGAUGCUGCAUAUGGUGCACUAAUACAUUACAUUGAGCGCUACUACAACCUGACGUAUCUAAUUGUCUCCCUGAUUUUCCUCUCGCCCUUUGCCGGCUACACGUCUUCAGCUUUCAUGAAUAACAUGAUCCACCAUCGCUUUGGCCAGAGAGGCGUCGCCCUCCUCGCCUCUGGCUGCCAUAUGAUCGCCUACUUGAUCAUCGCGCUGCACCCACCGUACCCCGUGCUGGUCAUCGCAUUCAUGAUCGCUGGAUAUGGCAACGGACUCGCGGAUGCUGCAUGGAAUGCGUUCAUCGGAAACAUGGAUCAUGCCAACGAGAUCCUCGGGUUCCUCCAUGGACUUUACGGGUUUGGGGCAGUCAUCAGUCCGCUCGUUGCCACGAGUAUGGUUGCCAAAGCUGGGUUGCAGUGGUAUACGUUUUAUUAUCUCAUGAUCGGCCUCGCGGGUAUUGAGCUCAUGACCUCCACUGCGGGCUUCUGGUCUGCCAACGCCGCCGAGUACCGGGCGUCCAUGACGCAAUCGUCGGCGGACUCACCGAAGGGCAGUCUGCGAGCGGCGCUGACCAAGCGGCCCGCAGCCCGCGUCACCUGGCUCUGUGCGUUGUUCUUGCUGGGCUAUGUCGGUAUCGAGGUCGCACUGGGGGGCUGGAUUGUCGUUUUCAUGAUCCAGGUCCGCCAAGGCGCUGAGUUCGCAGCCGGUAUGACAGCCACCGGUUUUUGGCUCGGCAUCACUGUCGGACGCGUGAUCCUAGGGUUUGUGACGCCGCGGAUCGGCGAGAAGCUGGCUAUUAGUAUCUAUCUCCCAAUUGUGAUCGGUCUGGAACUUCUCUUCUGGCUGGUUCCACAGUUCAUUGUUUCAGCUAUUGCUGUGUCAUUCCAGGGUUUCUUCCUGGGCCCUCUAUUUCCAGCCGCCAUUGUAGCCAUGUCAAAGCUGCUGCCACGCCAUCUACAUGUCGGAGCUAUCGGGUUCGCCGCCGCAUUCGGAGGGUCCGGUGCUGCGAUUUUACCUUUUGCUGUUGGUGCCAUUGCGCAAGCAAAGGGAGUCCAGGUCUUGCAGCCCAUUAUCUUGGCGCUGCUGGCUGUGAUUUUCGGAAUCUGGCUGGGGCUACCCAGAUUUGGGCGCAAGAGUGAGUAA
Messenger RNA from Neoarthrinium moseri, 1413 nucleotides. RefSeq lists its product as uncharacterized. The transcript has 5 exons. Gene Ontology annotation, cellular component: membrane. Gene Ontology annotation, molecular function: transmembrane transporter activity. Gene Ontology annotation, biological process: transmembrane transport. The record is from RefSeq and is a predicted model, not a curated record. The coding region runs from base 1 to 1413 and encodes 470 amino acids. Lineage: Eukaryota; Fungi; Ascomycota; Sordariomycetes; Amphisphaeriales; Apiosporaceae.